AUGUCGAGCAUCCGUCCAGAGCUGAAAUUUGCCGACGAUCGCGACCAAUCGUCAUUCUACAGCAAGUAUUUCAGACUGCCUCCAAAGUCUGCGCGCACUUUGCGCGUCGUCGACAAGGGCGAGUACUAUAUUGUUUUGGAUGAGGACGCGGAGCUGGUGGCCGAUUUGAUAUACAAAACCCAGUCUGUGGUGAAGACCGCGACCGCAGAGAAACGUACCGUGCAGUACAUCACGCUGUCGCCCGCUGUUUUUGCCAAUCUGCUGAAAUUGGUGGUGGUGGACUCGGGCCACAAGCUGGAGAUAUAUUCCAAGAACUGGGACAAUAUGCGGACUGCAUCGCCGGGAAAUCUUUCAGAAAUUGAGGAGCUAAUCAACACAGCUGACCUGAAUGCUGUCUCGAUUUUGGCCGCUCUCAAGCUCGUGAGCUCUUCCUCUGAGGGCAAGAAAUUAGGACUUUCGUUCUACGACCCGAACGCAAAAAUACUCGGAGUGACAGAAUUUUACGACAACGAUCUAUUUUCGAACCUGGAGGCCCUGUUGAUCCAAACGGGCGUCAAGGAGUGUCUGGUUCCUGCGUCUGCAUCGUCCGACCCAGAUAUGGACAAGAUCAAACAGCUGAUCGAUAGAUGCGACAUUGUCGUGUCUGAGGGCCGUUCUGCCGACUUUUCAGACAAAAACAUCGAGCAGGACGUUGCGCGAUUGACCGGAAACGAGCUUACGCUUUCGGCGAACGAGCUCUCGUCGCUACACGUGGGGCUCGCCUGCUGCAACGCCAUUCUUGUCUAUCUCUCGUUGUUGGCUGACCAGUCCAACUUUGGAUCCAUAAACGUGGUCAAGUACGAUCUUGAGCAGUUCAUGAAGCUCGAUUACGCGGCCGUGAGAGCCACGAACCUGUUUCCGCCGCCAAACUACAACAAUACGAUGAAUAAGACGUCCUCUCUGUUUGGGUUGCUCAACAACUGCAAGACGGUGGGGGGCACCCGACUACUGUCGCAGUGGCUCAAACAGCCGCUAGUUGACGUCCAGGAAAUCCAAAACCGUCAUUCUAUUGUUGGCCACCUUAUUGACGACCUGAACCUCCGCGAGUCUCUGCAGACGCAGUUUUUGAACGAAGUGCCGGACAUUUCGAGACUCGUGAAAAGGCUGGCCAAUCCGCGUGGAACAAAGUCGCUCGACGACGUCAUUAGAUUGUACCAGCUGUGCAUCAGACUGCCAGACCUGCUUGACUUCCUGGGAACCUCAAUGGACAGCUUGGAACCAGAAAACGCCGUCAGGAAACUGUUCCAGGAGUUCUGGAUCGAGCCAAUCGCCCAGUACGCUGGCGCCUUGUCGAAGUUCCAGGAGAUGGUGGAGACCACCGUGGACCUGGAGUCUCUGGACAAUGCGUCGUCCGCACAGGGUUCGAUGGUAGCAAUCAAUCCAGAAUUCGACGCCAGUUUGAUGGAAAUCAGCCACAAGAUCGAGCAAGUCAAGUCCCAGAUGCGCCACGAACACGAACUAGCAGGCGAAGACCUGGGAAUGGAGCUUGACAAGAAACUAAAACUCGAGAUCCACCAUGUUCACGGCUGGUGUUUCCGUCUGACAAGAAACGACAGCUCAUGUAUUCGCGGUAAGAAAAAGUACAGAGAGCUGUCUACGGUCAAGGCGGGAGUCUACUUCACGACUUCUGAGCUCAGCCAGCUCAACUCGGAGGUCAAGUCGCUGGAGGAGCAGUACGAUAACGGCCAGUCGGAGGUGGUGAAGGAGAUCGUCACCAUCACCGCGACAUAUUCCUCGAUUUUCCUCAAGCUGUCGAUUGAGUUGAGCAAGCUGGACGUGCUGGUCUCUUUUGCCCAUACCUGCGCUUUUGCGCCGGUUCCGUACACGCGGCCGGAAAAAAUCCACGGACUGGGAAGCCCGGAGCGUCGCGUCCGUCUCAGGGAAGCGCGUCAUCCAUGCUUAGAACAACAGGACGGACUGUCGUUCAUUCCCAACGAUAUCAACUUUUGUCGCGACUCAGAGGAAUUCCUCAUCAUCACAGGACCCAACAUGGGUGGUAAGUCGACCUACAUCCGUACCAUGGGAGUUAUCGCUUUAAUGAACCAGAUAGGCUGUUACGUGCCUGCCGGGGAGGGAGCAGAGCUGUGUAUUUUCGACUCUGUUCUGGCCCGUGUUGGUGCGUCGGAUUCGCAGCUGAAAGGCGUCUCGACGUUCAUGGCAGAGAUGCUCGAGAUGUCUUCGAUUCUGAAGACUGCCACGUCGAACUCGCUUAUCAUUGUGGACGAGCUCGGCCGCGGAACCUCGACAUACGACGGGUUUGGGCUCGCUUGGGCCAUUUCCGAGCACAUUUGCAAGGAGAUCCGCGCGUUCACGUUGUUUGCCACGCAUUUCUACGAGCUCACCGCGCUAGCCGACAAGUACACUGCGGUGAAAAAUCUUCAAGUGGUGGCACAUACAGAUACCAGCUCUGACGCGAAAAAUAUUACGCUGCUCUACAAGGUGGAGCCAGGAGUGAGCGACCAGUCGUUCGGUGUACACGUGGCUGAGAUCGUGAAGUUCCCAAGGAAGAUCAUCGAGAUGGCCAAGCGCAAGGCCAGCGACCUGGACGAUAUCAACAAACGUACAGCCAAACAGACGAGAUCCGGCAGUCCGGAGAUUUUGGAAGCCAACGAGGUGCUUAAGACGGCGCUGAAAAAAUGGAAAAAACGCGUCGAGGAACGCGGAGGACUCGAGAGCCUUGGCCCCGAUGAGGCCGAGGCAGAGCUGCGCAAGGUGGUCGAGUCAGACUUCCAGAAAGACUUCCAGUCGGGUGUCCUGCAGGAGAUGCUAAAACUGUGA
This is a messenger RNA of Ogataea parapolymorpha DL-1, 2817 nucleotides long. RefSeq names its product DNA mismatch repair protein MSH2. Gene Ontology annotation, cellular component: MutSalpha complex; nucleus. The transcript has a single exon. Gene Ontology annotation, biological process: mitotic recombination; mismatch repair. Gene Ontology annotation, molecular function: ATP binding; ATP-dependent DNA damage sensor activity; mismatched DNA binding. The coding region runs from base 1 to 2817 and encodes 938 amino acids. Lineage: Eukaryota; Fungi; Ascomycota; Pichiomycetes; Pichiales; Pichiaceae. The record is from RefSeq and is a predicted model, not a curated record.